AUGUUGGGGUGGUAUCAAAAACGACCUGACUUCAUCGCCUACACCAAUCUAUUCUUCAUGAACCUUGAACCUUCCCUUGAACCCUUCCUCGAGCCGUAUCUACCGAGACAAAAUAACAACACGAGCUCUUCUAACGCAGACCAAGAUUCCAAGAACCAACAGUCAAGCCGCCGCCCUGAGACCUCCACUUCAUCACCAGAGCUCCCCUUCAUCACCCUCACUUGGGCUCAGAGCUUGGAUGGCCGCAUAGCUGCUGCUCCUGGAACACAGACCAAGAUUUCCGGUCCUGAGACGAAGGUGAUGACCCAUUACCAGCGCAGCCGACACGAUGCGAUCUUGGUGGGCGCAGGCACUGCUACCACUGACGAUCCGAAGCUCAAUUGCCGCUUUCCUGAAGUGGGCGCUCACUUUAUACGGCCUGUUGUGGUUGACCCUCGCCACAGAUGGAGAUACUCGAGCUCUACAGCUCGAAAGGUGUAUAAGCAGGGCGCAGGUUUGGCUCCUUUUGUUGUUGUAAGUGAGAGUGUUGCGUUAGAUCCUGAGGAGGUGGACAUUAUGGAGAAAGAUGGUGGUCAAUUCGUGCCAUUGAGCUUGGGAAACGACUUGGUUGCCAAUUGGAAACUCAUCUUUGGCGCAUUACACCGUUUGGGCAUCUCCAGUGUGAUGGUUGAAGGAGGAGCUUUUGUUAUAGAGUCGCUACUAGCACUGGCCCUUGCGGAUUCUAUGGUCAUUACCAUUGGUUCUACAAUUCUAGGACGUGACGGGGUUGCUGUGUCUCCUCCUGUUUCGUUGCAACUACAAGACGUCUCCUGGUGGAAGGGACGACACGACAGUGUGAUGGCCGCGAGACCAAAACGCCCAUGA
Messenger RNA from Candidozyma auris, 864 nucleotides. RefSeq names its product 2,5-diamino-6-(ribosylamino)-4(3H)-pyrimidinone 5'-phosphate reductase. NCBI's taxonomy places the organism in Eukaryota, Fungi, Ascomycota, Pichiomycetes, Serinales, Metschnikowiaceae. The record is from RefSeq and is a predicted model, not a curated record. Gene Ontology annotation, biological process: riboflavin biosynthetic process. The coding region runs from base 1 to 864 and encodes 287 amino acids. Gene Ontology annotation, molecular function: 5-amino-6-(5-phosphoribosylamino)uracil reductase activity. The transcript is spliced from 2 exons.